Molecule: messenger RNA, 1752 nt
Organism: Myripristis murdjan (pinecone soldierfish)
Lineage: Eukaryota; Metazoa; Chordata; Actinopteri; Holocentriformes; Holocentridae
Gene: utp3
Product: UTP3 small subunit processome component
Exons: 16
Coding region: 181-1614 (477 amino acids)
Biological process (GO): maturation of SSU-rRNA from tricistronic rRNA transcript (SSU-rRNA, 5.8S rRNA, LSU-rRNA)
Cellular component (GO): small-subunit processome; nucleolus
Source: RefSeq, a predicted model, not a curated record
CGGCGCAGAAGAAGAAACCCCGGAAACACAUGGAAACAUUUGGAAAUGUGUUCGGCUGUAGUUGAAUAAUCAGUUUUCUUCUGCUUGUUUUACCGUUAAUGUAAAUAAAAACGUCGUGGGGAUUUACCUGUGUAACAUUUUAGCAGACGUGUAGCAGACACGCGUAUUCAGCUUUUCAUCAUGGUUCGAGCGCAAAGAGCAAAGAAACAGCAGAGGCCGAGAGCUACAAAACAACAUGACGAUGAUGACCCUGACGCCUACAAGGACAUGCCCGUCCCAGAUAAGAAAUCUUCACAGUACACAAAGGACAAAAUCGACGAGUUUCAUGAUGAAAAGAUUGCACAACUUCUCGCCCGCGGUGUUCAUAUGGACAGCGACCAAGACGACCUCGAUGAAGAGGAGGAAGUGAUGGCCCUAGAUGACUCUGAGUCAGAGGACGAGGAUGAGGAGGAGGAGGAGAAUGAGGAGGAAGAGAGCGACAUGGAGAGUGAUCUAGAGGGGAAGAGGGAUGAUGAUCUUCCUAAUGAAAUGGCAUGGGGGAACAGGAAGAAGAUGUUCUAUGACUCUGAUUAUGUGGCUGCCAAAGGGAAAACACAGGAGGAGUUGGAAGCAGAGGACCAAGAAGAGGAAGAAGAGGCAAAGAAUAUUCAAAAACGCUUGGCUGCCAGUAUGACUGAGGAGGACUAUGACCUCAGCUUUUUUCAGGACUUUACUGAGGAGAGUAAAGAUGAAGAAAAACGUGUAGAAAAGGAGAGGAUCGUCAAAGACUUAAAGCAGAUGUCUCAGAAAGAGAAGAUGAAACUUCUGAAGAAGGAAUCACCAGAGCUGCUUGAACUCAUUCAGGACUUCAAGGCUAAGCUUGCAGAACUGAAGGACGAGCUACAGCCACUCACAAAGAUGGUCAAAGAGGGACAGAUCCCACCAGGAAAGGGCGCAGACUAUCUCCAGACAAAACAGCAACUUUAUCUCAAUUACCUGACAAACAUCAGUUUCUACUUGGUGCUCAAAGCCAAACGGAUCCCUGCUCAUAACCAUCCUGUAAUCGAAAGACUGCUCACCUACAGAAAUCUAAUCAAUGAGCUCAGUGCAGUGGACGCCCGACUUGCACCACAACUACGCAAGCUUCUAGCUGGAGAGCAGAAAGAUAAGACUGACAGGAGGGCAGAGGACAACAAGCAAGCAGGAGUCUCCAGCAAGAAGGACAAGGGCUCAGCAGAGGCAGCGCCUGAAACUGCGGCAGAUUCAGACUCUGAUCUGGAUGAAGAGGCUGCCCUGCGCUUCUACAGAGGAGUAGAGGAGAGGUUGAAGCAGAAGAGGAAGAGCAACAGCACAGACCCACUGGCUGAAGAACCAGAGGAAUAUGGAGAUGAGGAGGAAGAGAUUGAUCCAGAUGCUAAGAGAGCCAUAACCUACCAGAUGGCCAAGAACAAAGGGCUCACACCAAAGAGGAAGAAAAUCGACCGUAAUCCUAGAGUCAAACACAGAGAGAAGUUCAGACGGGCCAAGAUCCGCAGAAAGGGACAGGUUCGUGAGGUUCGCAAGGAGGAGACAAGAUACAGUGGAGAGAUGUCUGGUAUCCGUGCUGGAGUCAUCAAGAGUGUCAAACUUAAGUAACCGACCGGCUGAGACACAACCGCAGGAUGGGAUAACCAAUUUGAUAGCCUUGGGAGGAAGAAAAUCCCAUUGGACUGUAACUGUGUGGUUUUAUUAUGUGAUAAGUAACUGUUGUUAGUAAAGCAUAUCAUUGAGUUA